Ostertagia ostertagi is the source of this 264-nucleotide messenger RNA. The record is from the annotation of a GenBank genome assembly. NCBI's taxonomy places the organism in Eukaryota, Metazoa, Nematoda, Chromadorea, Rhabditida, Trichostrongylidae.
AUGCUUCGGAAAAUGUGGAGAUUCUUGUACGUCGCUCCAUGCGAACCUACAGAAAGUGCGCCGGAAAAGGAGAAGAUCAGUGAACCAACGGAAUUUCCCGCUGUAGACCUGUCGUUAUAUGAUAGUGCCGUUCAACUGGAGGAGCUCGGGCUCAAUCAUCUCAAACAUGCUUUGAUAGCUCGUGGAAUGAAAUGUGGUGGCACCUUACGUCAGAGAGCUGAGCGUUUAUUUUCUGCGAAGAAGGAUGAGGAAGAGAAGACGUGA